Molecule: messenger RNA, 3157 nt
Organism: Toxorhynchites rutilus septentrionalis
Lineage: Eukaryota; Metazoa; Arthropoda; Insecta; Diptera; Culicidae
Product: clavesin-2-like
Exons: 4
Coding region: 1083-2153 (356 amino acids)
Cellular component (GO): membrane
Molecular function (GO): phosphatidylinositol bisphosphate binding
Source: RefSeq, a predicted model, not a curated record
GAUCGAGCUUCUAGUGCUGGAUGGAUACUGGAAAGCUUCGUUCGGUCGAUUAGUCAUUUAGCAGCGUUCGUUUCAUUCGUUUCUUGUCGAGAGUUAAGUCGAUAAGCUUCGUGGUGUAUCUUUUUUAUUUUCAGUUCCCUGCGUUAAUUCAUUUGGUACAUUUCAUUUUUGCGGUUACUCGUUGUCGGCGAAUGGUCGGUCUUGUUUUUUUGCAAUCUGCAAUCUGUGCAAAACAUUCUGAUGACGUGAGAUUUUCCAACCAAGGGAGGAAAGAAAUUCGCUCACAACAUCACGACAGCUGCGGAAAGAUGUUUGCUGUGGCACUUAUGUUUGUUUAUGUAAUUUGAAUGUGACUGAUUAUUAGUGCAAGUGGUAUCGAUUCUUGUUCGUACAGUGAAUUAAUGAGAUAAAAAAUCCAAAAUAAAUCGAAUAUUUCCGAUGAUAUCGAAAAAUCGAAAUGUGAUAACCAAGUGCUUUGAAAGUUAAAAUUAGUUGAGUGAUAACGAAAUUGUACCGGAAAGUGAUUCUACGCCUCACCGAUAAGUGACGAGCCUCGCAAAUAUUGGAUAUUCGUUGAUAUCGAGAGAAAAAAAGGGAAGGCACAUAAGUUUGAUGGGCUUGAAGCUCAGGUCGUAGACUGCAGGUGUGGAACGGUUCAUUCUGUAGUUUGCGAUAGCUGCAAAGCAGCAGGAAACAGCGAGACAUAAAUUGAAAUUGCGAGAAGCAACGAAUAAACCUCGAAACCUAUCGCUCAAAUUGUUUCAAUUCCAAAUCGGAUUUGUUAAAGGGAUUGAAACACGCAGUCGUGCGCUCAAACGGAAAGAGCGGACGUAAUUGCGGAUUACAUACAUACGGUUUUCGGUUUUCUGCAAGCCAGAAUGACAGUAUGGACUUGAACGGUCGUGUGAAAAGGGAGUAUGUGCACGGUACCUUUGUAGAGGAUUAAAAUUUAUGAAAUUAUUCGAGCUCACUUGGUGGCGGCAGCCAGUGGGAAUAAGCAAAAACUGAUUAGUGAAUUGUGAUAACAGUUUUUUUCGGUUUUGUGCUAAUAAAUUAGAUAGGAUAGGACGAACGGAACAAACAUGUCUGACAUCUGUGAUUUCGAGUGGUCCAACAAUCGAUUCCGACACAAUUUGACCAUCUCGGAUUUGAAAGGCUACAAUAAAAAUGAGCCCACCGAUCGGAGCCGAGCUCUGAUAGCUCUUAAGGAAUUGAUUGGAGCUAGCAUGGAUUAUGCCCUGAAGGAUAAAUCCUGCUUCCAAGACGACGAAUUUUUGUUUCGAUUUUUGUAUGCGCGUAAAUUUAACGUGAAUGAUGCGUUUCAACUGGUGAUCAAUUAUCACGCAUAUCGACAGCGAAAUGGGCCUCUGCUGCAGCGAUUGUCUGUGUUGGAUGAAAACAUACAACUAGCACUCAGAGAUGGAUUUCCCGGUGUUCUGCCGAACAGAGAUAGGAGAGGAAGGAAGGUAUUGAUAUUCCUAGCUGCUAAUUGGGAUUAUUCGUCGUACUCGCUAGUCACGGUGUAUAGAGCGCUGCUUUUAUCAAUUGAAAAGCUACUGGAGGAUAAACAAAACCAAGCCAACGGAUUUAUAGUGAUCGUGGAUUGGACCAAUUUCACCUUCCGGCAAUCGUCUAAUCUAAAUCCGAAAGUGCUAAAACUUAUGAUCGAAGGUUUACAGGACUGUUUCCCCGUUCGAUUCAAAGCGAUACACUUCAUCGGGCAACCUUGGUAUGUCGAAGCGGCCCUAGCUGUAAUUCGACCCUUCCUCAAAGAAAAAACUCGCGAGCGGAUAAAAUUGCACGGUGGUAAUCUAUCCACGCUCCACAAUUGUAUCGCCCGCGAUAUCCUCCCGACUGAACUGGGCGGCGAGGGGCCUACCUUCAACCCGCUGAACUGGUACCAUGAACUACUCGAAUCGAGCCAAAUCUCCACCAAACCCGCGCCAUCGUACAUUCUAAGUCAGCCCCAGUUCUACACCAAAUCACCCCCGCCCCUAGCGACGGCCACUAUCACAACAACGACGACAACCAUGACGGCUGGUUCCGAUUUUCUGAGAAGUACCAAAGCGGCCGCGGUUAAAAUUGGCGUAUUGACAACCAAGGCGAACGAUCCGGCCGCCAACAUGCUGCUCGGGGUGGGGAGUGACACGUGACGCACGCCCGGAAGCCAGGAACAGCGCCUAGUGGAGUCCGAUUCGGUUUCGUGAUAAAGGUUCUGAUCUCAAAUUUCCCCCACACUCAAUCGCAACAAUGCUAGAAAUUUUCUGAACAAGUUAGACUGACGACAGCAUAUAUGUACGUGUGUUUGUGUUUGCGAUUUGAACAAAAAAAACAUUGAUAACGAAGUGUGCCGACGGAACAGCAGUUAUUGGCUUUGAUUUCCCUUCUCUUGCGAAACGUCGAACGAGCUGUAUUCGUAUUUUCAUCUCGCCACUUACACACAAACACGCUAUCGGUCGUAUCAAUCUCAUUACCGGCCAGCAGCGGAUAUGCAAAUUAUCAUAGAAUAUUACACCUAUCGCGCCUGUGAUUGGAAAAAAAUUGCGAAGCCGGGAAUGAUACCGUCAGCAGCCCAUACGGGGUGGUUAGGUUAUGCUAAUUUAAUUAGUGAUAGAACAUUCACUUCAAGCAGACGAGAGACGAGAAGAAAAAAAAACUGAACAAACCUAAAAAAACGAAACCAAUUGAGCUUAUAUCUCCUUGAACUGAUGAUAGAUUAGAUAGUGUGCGUUUAAUCAAUACAGAAACAGCUUUACUAACGAUAAUUAGUAAGUUUCAUGUAAUACUGAACGAGUGAGAGUACGUUCCAACUAUUAUCUUAUAGCUCUUACGACUAAACGAAAUAAAACUAAGCUAGCAUCGAGACAUUGUUGAAAGGUGUGUAUAGCUUCGCGCGCAAAUUUACAUGUAGAUUGUUUCACAGUUAUUCUUAGGGGUUGCAAGCAUUUAGUGCUGUGGAUAAGACAGCACACAGUAACAUUUCGAUUAUUUUUGAUUGGAAAACAGUCCGUCCGUGGGAGGCGAAUCAUGAAUCUAAGUGCAGUACGUUGAUAAUGAUAGAAAUAAAAUACUUAACUGCGUUAAGCGUGUAAGUUAUUUGUGUUUUACAAAGAUUUAUAGUUUUAGGCAUAUCAUUACACACUCAAGUAUUCUCGAA